AUGUGACUUCUCCUGAUGUGAUGUGUCCAGACGAUAUAACUGUUGAUACUGACGAAGGUGUUAAUACUGCCCUAGUGUCAUGGACCUCUGCCAUCGCUACUGAUAACUGUUGUGAAGAUGAAAUUAUGGAGUCUUACAAUGUCACAAAUGGCACCGAAUUUAGCAUUGGGGUUACUAAUGUUCUUUUUACAGCAGUAGAUUGCUAUGGAAAUCAGAAUGAAUGUGUUUUUAUUAUUGAUGUUGAAGACAAUGAAGCACCGAUGCUUGAAUGUCCACCAAACCAAAAUGUAACCGGUGAUUCCGACUGUAUAGCAACUGCAACGUGGGCCGCACCGAAUGUCACAGACAACUCAGGAGAUAUUUUUUCUCCAAUUUGUGAUUACAUGAGUGGAGCAACAUUCUCUGAAUAUAACACUACUGUCACUUGUAAUGCUACUGACGAUUAUGACAACACUGGGUACUGUACAUUCAACAUUUUCAUCAUAG
Molecule: messenger RNA, 486 nt
Organism: Anneissia japonica
Lineage: Eukaryota; Metazoa; Echinodermata; Crinoidea; Comatulida; Comatulidae
Product: sushi, von Willebrand factor type A, EGF and pentraxin domain-containing protein 1-like
Exons: 2
Source: RefSeq, a predicted model, not a curated record